AGCCAAUCAUUCAAAAGCGGACAAUGAUCCACCGAAAAUAAAAUAGAUUCUUUCUAUACUUUUCUUUUCUUUUUUACGUUAUGGCUGACGACGGUGAAUGGCAUACUGUAACAAGUACUAAGGCAACUACGCUCACUCCUCCUCCCCCUCCCUCUCAACCCUCAAAGAAUAACAAUAGACGCAAAUCCAAGCCCAAGAUUCAUGUACACAAAAAAGAAAAAAAACCAAUCCCACCUCGUCCGAAGACGGUAACCAAUCCUUUUCAUUCCGGAGAAGACGAUGACUCAGAAGAAGAAGAACAAGACGAUGGACAAGUCGAUCCUAUUGAUCUACCUGUACCUCCUUACCAUACAUCCAUUGUCGUGUCUUGUCCUCUACCUUGUGAAUCACCUGCUCCCUUUUUGGACACGACUUCACUUGUACAGCAUUUGAGGACAAAGCAUAAACUUGUCUUUAAAAACUUGCAUCAUAUGUAUAUGGCUUUGGACACUUAUUUAUUACGUUGGGCGAAUGAGUUUGGACAAAAGCCGAUGGAUGAAUUUGCUUAUUUAGAUCAAGAAGUCUACGUGAUUGAUCCCGAGAAAUGUAGCUUGGAUAAAGAAAUUCGUGAAGAUAUGCAGCGUGCUAAAUUGAAUGAAGUUCUCAAGACGCAACAAAACGAACGUGAAACUGAAUCCAAAUUACCAAGAAAAUGUCUGUUUUGUAAGAUUAUCUGUGAAAACAGAGCGGUUCUUUUCAAGCAUAUGUUUGCCGAACAUAAUUUCAAUAUUGGAUUACCUGAUAAUUUGGUCAAUGUGAAUGAAUUCUUGGAUACAUUGGAAGCAAAACUAUCAAAUCUUCAAUGUCUCUAUUGUGAAAAGACAUUCACAAGUCCAGCUGUGUUGCGCAAACAUAUGAGAAAGAAGAAGCACUUUAAGAUUGCAUCCAAGAACAGACAAUACGAUAGAUUUUAUGUGAUUAACUACCUUGAACCUGGCAAAAACUGGGAAAGUUUUGAAAAUGAGACAUAUGAAAGUGACGAUGAAAAAAAGGACGAAUCUUGGGCUGAUUGGGAAGAAGAUGUUCAAGAAUCCACCAUGUGUUUAUUUGAUACACAAGUAUUAGCAUCACCUAAGGAAGCACUUGAACACAUGAGUGCAGUGCAUGGAUUUGACUUGACAAGUAUCCGAAAAUCAAAAGGCUUGGAUUUCUAUCAAACCAUUGUAUUGAUCAACUAUAUUCGCCAUCAAUCUUCUCUGGGUCAUUGUUUCUCAUGUGGAAGCAAAGGGUUUGACAGUGAGAAUGACCUGACUGAGCAUGUAGACAAAGAAGGCUGUAUUGCUAAGUUUGUGCCUAUGGAUGCGCCUUUUUGGAAAGACCCUCGUUACUUGAUUCCUACCUAUGAGAAUGAUCCCUUAUUGACUGGUUUUGAGCAAGACAAUGAAGAGGACGAAGACGAUGCGUUAUCAGAUGAUGAAGCCAACAAGAAAUACCUUCACCAAGUCAUGGAAGAAUCUUUGAUCUUAUCAGAUAAUCAAAUUUUAAAAUAAUUUAUUUUGCAAUCACAAUGAUCAAUGCUAAAAUACAGCCUACGAUUGAAAUAAUCAAUAAAAAGCAACA
Gilbertella persicaria is the source of this 1599-nucleotide messenger RNA. RefSeq lists its product as uncharacterized. Lineage: Eukaryota; Fungi; Mucoromycota; Mucoromycetes; Mucorales; Choanephoraceae. The coding region runs from base 81 to 1529 and encodes 482 amino acids. The record is from RefSeq and is a predicted model, not a curated record. The transcript is spliced from 6 exons.